AUGUAUCAUACCAAAGCUAUAACAGUCGCUGGCGUGUUUGUUAAAAGGGGGGAGAAGUACAAAUUGUUUGUUGACAUUGUGCACUUUAGCGAUGCUGAUACUUUGUCAUGGUGUUAUAAGACUGACUCCACCCUCACUGCAGAUAUAACUACUGCCCAAUCCAUAGCCAGUUGUAAUCCAACAAGGUGUUUUGGAACAGAACCAAGACAUACAUUCAGCUCAAGCUACAGCGGUGUUUAUAUAACAAUCACUAAUCUUUAUAGCUCAGACGACCAGAAAUAUUGGACUUGUGUCAUGAAUAACCAGCAAAUAUCCAUGCAGCUAACCGUGUAUUAUUCCAGAUCUGACAUAUACACAAGUACAACAGAGACAGAGGCAAGUUAUACGAUGUCAAUAGUUCUCGGGGCUGUAUGUUUUGUUGUGCUUAUUUAUGCAAUAGGCUUAACCAUUUUGUAUAAAAGGAAAACCAAAAAAGAAGGCUCUGCAUCAAAUUCUGCAAAUGGAACUUACGCGAAUGAAAACUUGGGAAAUAUUUCCGAUGCAACAGUAGCACAACAUUAUGAAAAUGAAGCUACAGUAUUACCUUCACCACAAUAUACUGAAUUGGCACAUUAUACUAACGAAAGGACAACAUAUGAACGCUUACAAAAUUGAAUUAAGAACUGCUUUAGAUUUUAUAGUCUGUUCAAGAAUGUGAAACAGGUUCAUUGUGUUUAUUUCAGAAGUAGUUUGUUGGGUGUUCAGUUUCAUAUGAUUUUGAAUAAGACACAUAAUUUACUGCGGAAUGACACGAUUUAUUUUGCGAGUUGUCAAAAAAAAAUACCAUUACAUAAAAUAUCCACAUACAUCAGCUUACCUUUCGAGACAUAUUUUAAAUUUCUUGCUUUGUUACAAAGUAUUUCCUAUUUCAAUUUUAUUAAACUUGAAGACGAUGUUCUCUUAUCUCUGUCUACAAAUAAUGGACUGUACAAAUAUUAUUAGCGUAGUUUACCGGGACUUGAUAUCAUGGAAACAGGAACGAAUUGAAUCAUGCGUAAACGCGUUGUCUCAAUCUUAUUGUGAACUGUUUUGCAUUUGACAAAAACAUAAGUAUAGAUUGUAUAACAUUGUCAUAAAACAUCUGAAUUGUUCAAUCAAUUGGUUUGUUUAUCUUUAAAAACUAGAAAAAGAAAUUCAAAAAUGUAGAUAUAUAAAUCUUUGAAACCGAUACGACGUCUGAGAUAUUGAUGCCCGUAUUUUGUUUUGCUUUCGAAACUUUAAUAGCCGACUUUUAUAAAGCAAAGCGUGGUCACAUGUGUGCUUUUUUAUUUUGGUUUGUUUUUGUAACGGGUCUGAUGCCUUUUAAGUCUUUUCUUAUACUUUAAUUUUCAAAUCUUAGGGUUAAUUGACGAUCGUUUGCUUAUUCAAAGUUUAACCAUUGUUUAUUCGGGAAAUUAUUAAUUAAUGUCCAAGGCAUUAGGAUGAUCCAUUACAAAUUCUUCAGCAAUUUUUAUAUGUAAAUAAGACACUUGGUGUCGGAGUCCUGCCGGACAUAUCUAUUAACUUUUCCGACAGCAUCAACUAAAACAUGCACAUAUUACCACAGUAUAAAACGAGUACAUGCAAAAGUACGCAAUAAGAAAUCUAUGUCAUAAUGAUUUGCCAUUAAUUUCAAUUUUCAAAACUUUGCAAAUUUAGACAGACAUUCCUCAAGGUAGCAUUUUAUUCGGUUCUUCUCAAGAUAUGCACAGAUGACCAUUGCUUGGCUUAAAGUUUAUGUUGACGGGAUUUUAUGUAUCAUUGUGCGUUAUGCGUGUCGAUACAUGCAUUGUAUAUGCUAUCAUUCUUGUUUAAGCCUGUGUUUCGUUGUUUUUUGUCAAAUGUUCAUUUUGCACUGAUCAAGUGAGGUGUAAAAUUUUGUUUAAAUUUUGCAUUAUUUAAGAAAAUAAAAUCGUUUGUUGUACAAAACAAGGUAA
Molecule: messenger RNA, 1955 nt
Organism: Ruditapes philippinarum (Manila clam)
Lineage: Eukaryota; Metazoa; Mollusca; Bivalvia; Venerida; Veneridae
Exons: 5
Coding region: 1-654 (217 amino acids)
Source: RefSeq, a predicted model, not a curated record